CCACUUGUUUCUCUCUUUUUCCGGUCGAAGGUUUCCACCCGCGGCAAUUCAAUUCUACGAACACCUUGUCUACGUUGACUCUUUAUAUAUUUGAUCCUCUCGUUCAGAACACGCGCGAUGGUUUCAAUCCUCCUCCUCCUCCUCCUCCCAACAGAUUCGCGGUAGCAGUAGCCGGAGCUCCAAUGGGAAAGGCAGAGGGCUCCUCCUCCGGCGAUGGCCGCAACGCGAAGAGCCACCGGAUAUGCGCCUGGGCGGCCGUUGUCGCCCUGGUCGCCGUCGCCCUCGCAAUCGCCGCAGGCUCCAGAAACGCCCCCGAGAUCCCUGGCUCCGCCACCGGCAACAAGUCUUGUGAGUGCCUCCCGGGAUCCAGGAGCUACACGGGCUUGGUGGAGGACUGCUGCUGCGACUACGAAACGGCGGAUUCGCUGAACGAGCAAGUGCUGCAUCCGAUACUCCAGGAGCUUGUGAAAACUCCCUUUUUCCGUUAUUUUAAGGUAAAAUUGUGGUGUGAUUGCCCAUUCUGGCCAGAUGAUGGGAUGUGCCAUCUUCGGGAUUGUUCUGUCUGUGAGUGUCAAGAAAGCGAGUUUCCAGAGCCGUUUAAGAAAUCCUCCGGUGUGCUUUCUGCUGAUGAUGUGAUUUGUCAGGAGGGAAAACCACAAGCUGCUGUGGAUAGGACUCUUGAUGACAAAAUUUUUAAUGGGUGGAUUGAGAUUGACAAUCCCUGGACUUAUGAUGAUGAGACUGAUAAUACUGCAAUGACAUAUGUCAAUCUCCAACUGAACCCGGAGAGGUACACUGGUUAUGCGGGUCCAUCAGCUCAAAGGAUAUGGGCUGCUGUUUACCAGGAAAAUUGCCCACAAUAUCCUUCUGAAGAUCUGUGUCAUGAAAAGAAGGUGAUGUACAAAUUGAUCUCCGGGCUGCAUUCCUCAAUUUCAGUUCACAUAGCUUCUGAUUAUCUCCUUGAUGCAUUUACCAAUUUGUGGGGGCAAAACCUGGAGUUGCUUUAUGAUCGAGUGUGGAAGCACCCAGAUCGUGUCAGGAAUUUAUAUUUUGUCUAUCUCUUUGUUCUGAGGGCAGUGACAAAGGCUGCAGAUUAUUUGGAACAGGCCGAGUACAACACUGGCAAUCCUAUAGAGGAUUUGAAAACUCGAUCAUUGGUGAGACAGCUACUGUACAAUCCCAAACUUCUAUCUGCUUGCCCGGUACCCUUUGAUGAAGCCAAGCUCUGGCAAGGUGAAAAUGGGCCCGAGCUGAAGCAGCAGAUUCAGAAGCAAUUCAGAAACAUCAGUGCAGUAAUGAACUGUGUGGGAUGUGAGAAAUGCCGGCUGUGGGGAAAACUGCAAGUCAAUGGUCUAGCAACAGCUUUAAAAAUUCUUUUCUCUGUUGAUGGUGAAAACAACCAAAACCAGCCACUGCAGCUGCAAAGAAAUGAAGUGAUCGCACUGUUCAACCUUCUAAAUAGACUCUCGGAGUCGAUAAAAUUCGUUCAUGACAUGGAACCUCUCAUGGAGAAGAUGGAAAGGCAUGAUUCUAACCCCACAGCAACUUCAUAGCAAGACAAUUCUUUUCCUUUUUUGCAUUAAUACUCUGGUGAGCCUUCUCCCACCUCCCUUCUUCUUGCAAUCGAUCUUUAUCUCAUCAUCCUCUCAACAGUUUGCUUUCUUUCUGACUUGCCAGUUUUUGUGCCCCCGGUGAGGCAGAAAAGGCAGACACAUAACCCUUUGAAAAUACGACAUAUACCUGAUGGUGUUGGAAUAAGUAAAUCAUGUAGUUGAAGGAUUUUAUGAGAAAGGGAAACAUAUUUGCUCAAUUCAAUGCUUCUGUGUGCCAUUAAAUUAUGGUCUUGAGCACAGUGAUUUUUGUAUCAUAUAGUUCUUCAAAGAUGCUGGCGACUAUGCCAUUGUUUCCA
Musa acuminata subsp. malaccensis (wild Malaysian banana) is the source of this 1909-nucleotide messenger RNA. The record is from RefSeq and is a predicted model, not a curated record. NCBI's taxonomy places the organism in Eukaryota, Viridiplantae, Streptophyta, Magnoliopsida, Zingiberales, Musaceae.